Molecule: messenger RNA, 651 nt
Organism: Desarmillaria tabescens
Lineage: Eukaryota; Fungi; Basidiomycota; Agaricomycetes; Agaricales; Physalacriaceae
Exons: 4
Coding region: 1-651 (216 amino acids)
Source: RefSeq, a predicted model, not a curated record
AUGUCUGCAGAGCCUUCUCUAUCCACAAUCUGUGGACUUGUUCAAAAGCUUGCGGCACUUUAUCCUUGCCUUCCUCCUAAGAAGAUAUCUGUCACCUUAUCUAAUGAUAACAUCUACCAUGUCAUGACGGCUGUCAAUGGAGAUGAUGACUUUUCAACAUUCAACCAGAGAUUUGAUAUUCUAUAUGCAGAACAUCUGUGCAAUGAACAUGGGCAACUUCCCAAUAUAUGGACACUUCAUCUCAAAUCUCUUGAGACUCCUAACCAGCCUGUGCUACCAACCCAGAUGAUGACAACUACUAGUGCUAUUCAGGAUACACCCCUUUCAGUGACUGAGGGGCCAGCUGCUACACCGCAGACUAUGCCUGAAUCUUCUGAGCAAGUACAAGAGCCUACAGAAGAUGCAGUAGCAACUAAGACACCUGCUGCUUGGACAACUACAAAUGUGAAGAAGAAGCAAGCAAAAGGUGCAGGUAAACAAAGGAAGAGUUCGAAAAACCCAUUAGUUGAACUGUAUAAUGAAGGUGCAUUUCUGAGUGACAACGAUGAAGAUGAUCACAACUUCACAAAUUGGGGUCAUCUGUUAGUGACCAAUUAUACAAACAAGAUCAAACAACUAAGCAUGACUUGCACUUCGGUCAGACGCUUAUGA